Molecule: messenger RNA, 3238 nt
Organism: Corythoichthys intestinalis (scribbled pipefish)
Lineage: Eukaryota; Metazoa; Chordata; Actinopteri; Syngnathiformes; Syngnathidae
Gene: mysm1
Product: Myb-like, SWIRM and MPN domains 1
Exons: 19
Coding region: 49-2301 (750 amino acids)
Molecular function (GO): metallopeptidase activity; protein binding
Source: RefSeq, a predicted model, not a curated record
UCGCUAUCACUUCCGGUCAUCUCAUGACUGUUUAUCCCAUCCUUCAAGAUGGAGGACGAAGUGGAUGUUGACAUCGAAGGAGACGAGUUUGAUGCUGAUAAUGGUGAGCAAGAUACUGGAGGUUUAUUAAAUGAGCAUUCUGCAUGGAGGAGCAACGCAGGGAUUCUGCCAUGGGAGUUGGACACCUCCAUCAGCAAAGAAAACCGAGAGGCCAUCCACAGAAUGCUAUUGGAGGAGCAAUACUACUUGAAAGGCCACGCUAUUCCCAACCAUAUUUGGUCAAGCGAUGCUAACAACAAGCCUAAAGUGAAGAAGUCUCCAGCUAAGAACUUGUCGUCCUCCUCCUCUUCGUCCCGGUGGUCCAAACAAGAGAAAGAGUUGUUCGAAGAUGGGCUGGCUCAGUUUGGCCGACGGUGGACCAAGAUCGCAAAGUUGGUGGGCAGCCGCAGCGUCCUUCAGGUCAAGAAUUAUGCCAGACAGUACUUGAAACACAAAAUCAAACUUGAUCCGGUUGUGGCAGCUCCCUCUACGGGCACCACUUCUGCUUCACCCCCUGCUCAGCCAAGCUUUACCAACACAGUGCGCAUGGAGAGACCAGAUGAAGACGAGGAUGAAGACGUGGACAUCACAGACGACACCUGCGGCGAGCGUGAAUCCAGCCCUCCCCCUGCGUCAUCGCCUGACCUUUUGGAGGAGCCAGUGGAGGAACAAAGCCCCGACGAUGAAGCAUCAACAGACUUCAAGCAGGCAGAGAACGAAGUGGAGGACGAAGCUUUGGCACCUGACAGGCCUGAACAAAAUCCGGAGGAAGAAGAUGAGGAGGAAGAACUGAAAGCACCAGAACAGGAAGUGGAGUUGGAUGUAGAAAUCAUCAGCGAGGACGAGAAGCAAGCCAUUCCAGAGUUCUUCGAGGGUCGCCCUUCCAAGACGCCUCAGAGAUACUUGAAGAUCCGCAACUACAUCCUGGACCAGUGGUUGAAGAGCAAACCCAAAUACCUGAACAAGACGUCGGUCCGACCGGGUUUGAAGAACUGCGGUGACGUCAACUGUAUCGGGAGGAUUCACACGUACCUGGAGCUCAUCGGUGCCAUCAAUUUCAACUGCGAACAAGCGGUGUACAAUCGGCCGCAGGUGGCGGAUCGGACGAAGCAGAAGGAGGGCAAAGACGUGCGGGAGGCCUACCAGCUGGCCCAGAGGCUACAAAGUAUGCGGACCAGGAAGCGUCGCGUGAGGGACACGUGGGGUAAUUGGUGUGAUGCCAAAGACUUGGAGGGACAGACAUAUGAGCAUCUAAGCGCCGAGGAGCUAGCCAUGCGCAGAGAGCGAAACAAAGCCUGCAAGGUGUCAAGACACAAAGAGUCUUUUGAUCCCUUUCAACUUAUUCCAUGUCGUUGUUUUGGAGAGGAAGUGCAGGAACCAUUCAGAGUCAUUGUGUGUGCUGAAACGUUGCUGAUUAUGGACAUGCAUGCUCACGUGUCUCGAGGCGAAGUGAUCGGUCUGCUCGGUGGAACUUUCAACGAAGUGGAAAAAGUGUUGAAGAUCUGCGUGGCCGAGCCGUGCAACAGCGUGAGCACAGGCCUCCAGUGCGAGAUGGACCCUCUGUCUCAGACGCAGGCCUGUGACAUGAUCUCCUCUCUGGGCUUCAGUGUGGUGGGCUGGUACCACUCCCACCCGUCCUUCCACCCCAACCCUUCCGUGAGGGAUAUCAACACGCAGGACCAGUUCCAGAAGUACUUUUCCCGCGGUGGCGCGCCCUUUAUCGGGAUGAUAGUGAGCCCAUAUGACCCCGCCAAUCCCUCCCAUCAUUCCCAAACUACCUGUUUAUUGGUUAAAGACAGCCAAGAGUCCCCGACACCGCAAAAGCUUCCCUACAAAUUCGACUUCCUGCCAUCACAGGACAUCCCUGACUGGGAUCAAACUUUAAGACGAGCCCUGUGGAUCGUCCACAAGUACUCACAAAAAUCAGGGAGCGUGCACAUGGAGCGAUUUUUCCGGAGGGACUCCCACCUCACAUGUCUAGAAAAGAUGCUGUCGUCGCUUGCCAGGUAUCUGGAGCCGCUUCCCGACGAGGAGGGAGAAGCUUUCCUCAAUCAGAUCCACGCCAUCUUCCUGUCUGAUUUCAUCGCCCACCAGCAGCAGGAAACUGAAAAUGAGCGCCAGGAGAGCAACUUGUUGAAUAACUCGCCCGUACACAUGAAGUCGGGUGAUGUGGAGGACGAUACGGGUGGCGAGCCAACACACUCCAAUACUGUGUUGCAUCUCGGCUCUGUGCUUUCCACUGGGCACGAUUAUUUACUCUGAUGCUGUACAUUUGUAUACAUUUUGCUUUUAACGAGACAUGUACAGUUUACGGACAUUCAAACCAUAUUAACUCAGAGGGCUAGCAAAGAAUGAUCAUUUUUCAGUGCCAUUGAUGGCAAUAGACGUCCGAUUGGGAACUGGGAAAUUCAGUCACAACAAAUUAAUUGUAUCGUUACUGCAUGUUUUAUUUCACCGUGCAUUUGUAUUCAUCCUAGAAAUUUCCUUAAAAUCCCAGUUUCUUUUUGCAAGUUGUUUAUCGGUCUUGAUUUUCAAAUCAUGGAUUGGCAUCAUGGCCAUGAUUAGCUAAAGUGUAUAAGAAAUUCUUAAAACUUGCCAUCGCAAAUGUUAAGAUCUGUGGUUCUGAACCUGGGUUCCGUGAGUAAGUCUACGGGGUUUGUCGAAGGCAAACAAAGAGCCCUAUUUUCGUCCGCUGAAUUUAGGCAAAGUGGCUUUUUAGACCAGGUUUUGGACUGUUUUAUUUUUUAAUUUACAGACUCAAUCCAUUUCUUUUAACUGCCAGUCCUCGAUCUGAUGGCAGGAGGAACUAGUUUGCUCAGUGGAAGGUUGACUCACACUUGGUAUGAGGGAAUACAACAGACCAAUGGGCAGUGUGGUCUCAAAUUUUGAACUGUUAUUAAACAUGCUGUCAAAAUGAGAAUUUUGAACGGGAAUUUGCUAAAUUAUUAGCUUGCUAGUUUAGAUGAUCGGUUUUGAAUUUGAGAAAAAUUGCUUCAUUUUCUAAUUCCGAAGGGGUCGGUGAACCCACAUGUGAAACUUGUGGGGUUCGGUACCUUUAGCAAGGUUAAGAACCACUGGUUUUGAUCGCGUGUUAACAGAAAAAAAUGUAGUGCACAGAAAAUGUCAAUAAGUAAUAAUCACCUAAAAGAAAUACCUCAAAAUACAUCUUGGUAAAAUCAAAGUGUAUCGUUAAUGCACA